Molecule: messenger RNA, 1173 nt
Organism: Ictidomys tridecemlineatus (thirteen-lined ground squirrel)
Lineage: Eukaryota; Metazoa; Chordata; Mammalia; Rodentia; Sciuridae
Product: serine protease 29
Biological process (GO): proteolysis
Molecular function (GO): serine-type endopeptidase activity
Source: RefSeq, a predicted model, not a curated record
AUGUCACCAAAGCCUGCAGCAAACGUUCCACUUAAUGGUGAAAUGCAGAUGCUGAGCCUGUGGUUUGUGACCCUUCUCUUGGUGGGGACCUCCAGUGCUGGGACCCCGGCACCUGUCUCUCAGAACGACUUGGUGGGCAUCGUGGGUGGCCACAGUGCCCCCCAGGGGAGGUGGCCGUGGCAGGUCAGCUUGAGGGUCUACAGCUACCACUGGGCUGCAUGGGUGCACAUCUGUGGGGGCUCCCUCAUCCACCCACAGUGGGUGCUGACUGCUGCCCACUGCAUUGGCCGGAAAGAUGCUGACCCAUCAGCCUACCGGGUCCAGGCUGGGAAUGUUUUCCUCUAUGGGGACACGGAGCUGCUGCGUGUGAACCGGGUCAUUGUCCACCAUGACUAUGUGAAUGCCUUCUUGGGCUCAGACGUGGCCCUGCUGCGUCUGGUGAAACCUGCAGUGUGCUCUGCCAACAUCAAGCCCGUCAGGCUCUCCUCCCUGUCUGAUAGUGUCACCCCAAGGGACCGGUGCUGGGUGACUGGCUGGGGCGCCAUCAGCAUGUUUGGCUCUCUGCCCCCACCCUUCCGCCUGCAGCAGGUGGAGGUGCAGGUGGUGGAGAAUGCAGUCUGCGAGCAACAGUACCACAAUGCCAGCAGGCACCAACACAGGGACCAGAGAAUCAUCUUGGAUGACAUGCUGUGUGCGGGCAGUGAGGGCCGCAGUGCCUGCUAUGGUGACUCUGGAGGGCCCCUGGUGUGCAAGGUGACAGGCUCCUGGAGCUUGGUGGGAGUGGUCAGCUGGGGCAAAGGCUGUGCCCUCCACGACAUUCCUGGGGUCUAUGCUCGGGUCCAAUCCUUCGUGCCAUGGAUCCAGCAGCAGAUGAGGAGGUACACCUGAGGGCAGACCACUGGCCUUCUCUUCUGUCAGCCAAGCCAGCCAAGGAGAAGCCAGCUUACCUCCCAAGUGUGCUGCUUUGGCUUCAGUCCCCACCCCUGAGUCUAUGGUGCCCAGGUCUUCCCUGACUCCUAUCAGCAAGUAGGGUGAUGGGCAGGGUGGGGCCUGGGCUUGCUGUGCAGUCUCUCUAAUGAGAGGACCUGGGGAGGGGCUUGUGCUCCAGGGCACAGGUGCCCAUUCUGCUUAGUGUCCAGCAGUUGAAGGACAUUCGAGCUGUUUAUGCUUUGU